Messenger RNA from Boeremia exigua, 1530 nucleotides. Its product is annotated as putative P450 monooxygenase. Gene Ontology annotation, molecular function: monooxygenase activity; oxidoreductase activity, acting on paired donors, with incorporation or reduction of molecular oxygen; iron ion binding. The record is from RefSeq and is a predicted model, not a curated record. Bases 1 to 1530 code for a protein of 509 amino acids. The transcript has 2 exons. Lineage: Eukaryota; Fungi; Ascomycota; Dothideomycetes; Pleosporales; Didymellaceae.
AUGGCUAUCUUCACGCUGACCAGCAUCACCGUCACCCUCCUCAGUCUGUACAUUACGAGGCGAGUUUAUUGGGAAGUAACUGUUGGCUCGCGGCUUCGCAACUUCGCAAAGCAACAUGGCUGCCUCCCGGCGAAAAUGCGUCAAACGCCAUUCACUUUCGGCGCGGCCUUCUGGUGGGGCCAGAUCAAAGCCAUCCAAGAGCAUCGUCUCCUCCCCUUCUGGGACCAGAGUUUCAAAGAAGUCGACGCACAUACGCGCCGGCACUACGUCCUAGGUACCGACUUCUUCGCUACAGAUGAUCCGGAAAACGUCAAGGCAAUCCUGGCAACUAACUUCAGCGCUUGGGGUCUCGGUCAGGACCGCAUCAGUGAGAUGUCGAGCUACCUCGGAUACGGAAUCUUUGUCAACGAGGGUGCUGCGUGGAAGCACUCGCGCGAGAUUCUGAGGCCUUGUUUUGAGAAGAGUUUGGUUGCGGAUGUGGAGCUGCUGGAGCGGCAUGUACAGCGACUUCUCGAGCUGGUGCCAAAGGACGGGACAAUGGUGGAUUUGCAGCCUUUGUUGCAUGAUCUAAGCAUGGACAUCGCAACUGAGCUACUGUUUGGGAGAAGUACAGAUGCUUUGGGCCGGAAGGACGGUGAUGAUGAGGUCAGAGAGUUCUGUGACGCGUUUGACUACGCUUCCAACCCUUUCGAGCGAGCGGCAUUUAAAAAAUGGGGUUUUAUCACGCUGUUCUUACCGGAUAGAUUCAACUCGGCGAAGAAGAAGCAUGUCAAAGUUAUGCAAGAUUUUGUCGAUCGCAUAAUCGCUGCCCACAUAUCCGAUUCCAAAACCUCCGACAAGGAAAAGCACCGCUACAAUUUCAUAUCCGCCCUCCUCGAGUCCACCUCUAAUCACGCCACCAUUCGCAGUGAGCUCCUCAACAUCCUCUUGGCGGGUCGUGACACCGUCGCCGCACUACUCAGCAACAUCCUCUGGGAGCUCCCGCGCCACCCAUCGAUAUUGUCCACUCUGCGUGCCGAAAUUGCUGCCACUGCGGGCACCAAUCCGCCUUCCUACGACGAUCUCAAGGCAAUGAAGUACCUUCGCGCCAUCACAAACGAGGCCCAGCGCCUCUACCCUAUUGUGCCCAUGAACGGCCGCGAGGCGCGCGUCGACACGGUGCUGCCGCGCGGUGGGGGCGCUGACGGAGCCAGCCCUGUAAUGGUGCCCAAGGGCAGCCAAGUUGGCUGGAUCUCGUACAGCAUGCAGCGACGCAGCGACUUGUUUGGAGACGAUGCAGAUACGUUUCGGCCGGAGCGGUGGCUAGAGCCUGGGUUCCGGCCUGGGUGGGCAUUUGUGCCCUUUUCGGGAGGGCCGAGGGUGUGUAUCGGGCAAAAUUUUGCUUUGACGGAGACAAUGUAUGUGGUUGCGAGGAUAGUGCAGGGGUUCGAAUUGCUGCGCAGGGAUGAUGAGGAGUGGAGGGAGAAAAUUAAUAUUACAUGUACAGGGCUAGGUGGGUGUAAGGUUGGGCUAACGCCGAGAGUGGAGUGA